Molecule: messenger RNA, 1991 nt
Organism: Octopus bimaculoides (California two-spot octopus)
Lineage: Eukaryota; Metazoa; Mollusca; Cephalopoda; Octopoda; Octopodidae
Molecular function (GO): phosphatidylinositol transfer activity
Source: RefSeq, a predicted model, not a curated record
UGUCUUUCCCUCAUUGACUCCGACGCCGCAGCCGGUCGACUGAUUGGCGUGCUUGCCUAGGACUUUCGUACAGCUCCGAAAAAAACAAAACAAAAAACAAAAAAACAAACAAAAAAAAUUACAAUAAAAGUAAUUUUAAUCUCACAAAGUGAUAUUUCGAGAGAAAAGAACAUAGGGAACAACAGUGAGAAUCAUACAAAGAUAUAUAUAUAUAUAUAUAUGUACGUAUAAUAUAUAUACAUUUAAAGAUUAUUAUGGAGCAACUAGGGGAAUUUCGAAGAAGAUUAUGGAACUAAAACGAAUUAUAUUUAAAAGACAACAGUAUCUUGUAUACAUUUAUGAAAACGGGUGGUGUUGACAGAAAGACAGAAAGAAAGAAAAAAACGUAAUAAAUGAUUACGAGGAAUAACUAAACAAAUAACGUACUUCUUUAUGAAUACCCGGAAUAAUAAUAAUAAUAAUAAUAAUAAUAAUAAUAAUAAUAAUAAUAAUAAUAAUCUCGUCCGAUAUCCAACGAAAGAUCGAGAAAACUUCGGAAAUUACUCCUGGAUACAAUAAAAGUCAAAAGAAUACUUAAAAGAGAAAAAUAGAAAACGUUAAACAGCAACUAAAAAGAUCCGACUAAAAUAUACAGAACACAACAGUUAGUAAUUUUAAAAAGGAGAGGAAAAAAGGAAGGAACGUUUAAAUUGUCAAAAUAUUGUCACAUGUACUUCUGCACUGAUCGAAAACUCUUUCGUCUGCUGUAUUGAACAAAUUCCAGAAAAACUUAUAUUGACUCACAGCUAAUUAGCAUUAGAAGACCUCACCCUCCUCCUGUUCAGGAUGUGUGACAAAGAGAAACUAAUUGCUGAACUACGAUCCCGCCUCUCGUCUGUCGGGAGGCUGGAGAAUGAGGAGGAUUUCUUUAUUUCCACUGAAAAUCUUUGCCGGUUUCUCAAAGCAAGAGACUGGGAUAUUGAUGUUGCCGAGAAAGCUUUGAAAGCGACUAUAGAAUAUCGACGGACUGUCAAACCACUAGAAGUAGAUUGUCAGUGGUGUCACGAUCGACCUGGAUAUCAUUCAAUUAGACAAGUCGGGUUUGAUGAAUUGGGCCGUCCAGUUAUCUAUUCCAGUUUCAUACAGACAACCGCACGGAAAAUCACAGUUGAAGAUUCUAUCAGACACGUGACGUACCUUAUUGAAAAUGCCAAAGUAACAAUGAGACCUGGUGUUACCACGUGGGUGUUCAUCAUUGAUUGCACAGGUUUGAGACUUCCUUUAUGCAACCCACGCCUCGGUUAUGGUGUUACUCAGAUCAUGUCCAAUCACUAUCCAGAACGUCUCGGCAUGGUGAUAUGCCUUAACCACAGUCCAGUCUUCCAGGGCGUAUGGAGAGCUAUAAAAGCCUUCUUACAUCCAAACACUGUAGCCAAGAUGCUCCUCAUUCGCUCUAGAAGCAAAGUACAGCAAACGUUCAGUAAAUAUUUCUCCCCUGAACUUACUCAAUGGCUUCUUGAAGAAAUUCGACUCAACAAACAAAAGCCAUUUCCAGCUUCACAAAGGACGUUUUGGAAUAAACCUGCCAAAAAUGGUGAUCAUGACCCAAGAGGCUGUGCAUCCUAUGUUGCUAACUUCAUUGAACCUUACUCAGAGAAAAGCCUCAUAUUAAUUCCUGGCUUUCACAAACCACAUCCUACUAUUUUAGACAGCAUCCGGGGCGUGUUGGAUUCAGAUAAAGAAGCUUCUUUAGAUUCAUCAGAACUCGAAUCAAAUUCACCGUUACCUGCUGAUGAGGAGGAUACCUUAUCAUACAGUGACGAUGAACUUUCAAAUAUGGCUGAUAUCACUAUUGAUGAAGAAUUUCAAAUUCCUAAAGAUUCAAUUCCUAUAAGAUCUUAAACGUAUUUUUCCAAUAUUUUAUUUCAGAUUAACUUAAAUAACACCAUAUUGAAUCUAAUUUCAUGAGAUUAUGUUUUAUUUAGAGUAAAUUCCAUAAAAUUAAUAUGGCA